CUGCUUCACCAUCCACCUCUCUCUCUAUUAAAAAAAAUAAUAAUAAUAAUAUAAAAAAAUAGUAUAAUUGAGCAAUCAUUGAAAUAAAUCUUAACCCAAAAAAAAAAAAAAAAAAAAAAGGAAAAGAACCAAAAUGCCUAAUUUGGCCUAAUUUUACCCCUUUUUUUUAAUUUUUUCCUCUCACCGGAAAAACCGCAGGGACAUUCACCGGAAUUUUGUGUUGCCUGCUCCGAGAGUGUGCAAAGGUUUUAUUUUAUUAUUAUUAUUUUUUUUUUUUUUUGACUUGGCGUCUCAGUGAAGCUUCCCUUCAACGUCUUAGGCCCGUCGUUUUGUUUCCUUUCCUUUCCUAAUUGCGUUUGGAGAGAGCAACAAAGUAAUGGGUUGUGCUGGAUCGUCACACGCCAAAGGAGACGGGGCUGUGAAAAGAAUCCGGAAGCCAAAACCUUGGAAGCAUCCUCAGCCAAUAACAAAAAGUCAGCUAUUGCAGAUGCGUGAUGAGUUCUGGGACACUGCUCCUCACUAUGGUGGCAGUAAAGAGAUUUGGGAUGCAUUAAGAGCUGCAGCUGAAGCAGACCUAACCCUUGCACAAGCGAUUGUGGAGGGUGCAGGGGUCAUUGUUCAAAGUAGUGAUUUGGCCGUUUGUUAUGAUGAAAGAGGUGCGAAAUAUGAACUACCAAAGUAUGUUUUAAGUGAGCCGACAAACUUGAUUCGGGAGGGUUAGUACAGGAGAGGACGGAACAAAAUUUGUGCACAAGAUUGAAUGUAAAUCGUGUAUAUUAUUCUCUCAUUUUCCUUCAUAUGUUUAAUAGAGUUGGUUGCUUUGAAACCUCUCUAUUUGCAUCCACUUUAACUUUCUUGCUUUAACUUGAUUAAUUUCUUUGGUGAAUUGAACAAGAAUGUAACAACUGUUUGGAUCUAUUACAAACUCUCUGCUUCAUGCUC
Ziziphus jujuba (common jujube) is the source of this 942-nucleotide messenger RNA. RefSeq lists its product as uncharacterized. The transcript has 5 exons. Bases 377 to 721 code for a protein of 114 amino acids. NCBI's taxonomy places the organism in Eukaryota, Viridiplantae, Streptophyta, Magnoliopsida, Rosales, Rhamnaceae. The record is from RefSeq and is a predicted model, not a curated record.